Messenger RNA from Penicillium angulare, 2355 nucleotides. RefSeq names its product COPI-interacting protein CEX1. Lineage: Eukaryota; Fungi; Ascomycota; Eurotiomycetes; Eurotiales; Aspergillaceae. The coding region runs from base 1 to 2355 and encodes 784 amino acids. Gene Ontology annotation, molecular function: protein kinase activity; ATP binding. The record is from RefSeq and is a predicted model, not a curated record. The transcript is spliced from 9 exons. Gene Ontology annotation, biological process: protein phosphorylation; tRNA export from nucleus. Gene Ontology annotation, cellular component: cytoplasm.
AUGGAUUUCCUCAAGUCGGCUGUCGCCUCUGCGAUCGCGAAGGGUAGCUCAUUUCCUUUCUCUCUUGGUGAUAGAGUGGAUAUUGGUGAUUCGAUAUGGACUCUGCACAACGGUACGAAACGGGACGAUGGCUCUGCAUGCAGUGUUUUUACAUUCGAUAUUGCGGCUAAUAAGUCGCGUCUGCCUUUGGCGAAAAAUGCGGUGCGCAAGUCAAGGACCUUGCGCCAUCCUGGUGUGAUUAAGGUCUUGGAUACAAUUGAGAACGAGUCGAACCUAUAUAUCGUUACUGAGCGAGUCGUCCCGCUUUUGUGGCAGGUUAAACGCCGAAGUUUGAGCGAGGAGACUGCGAAAUGGGGUAUUUAUACUGUUUCGUCUACGCUCAAAUUUAUCAAUGAAGAUGCAUCGUCUGUUCAUGGCGCGGUGCGCGCAUCCUCAGUUUAUACCAGCGAAAGCGGCGAAUGGAAACUAGGAGGUUUCGACAUUCUGAGCUCCAUGAAGGAAGAUGAUGCUAUUAUAUACACAUAUGGAAGCAUUGUCCCGGACGCAGCUCGAUACACCCCCCCGGAAGUUGCCAAGGGCGGGUAUGAAGUCAUUAAACGCCAUCCUUUGGCCGCGGUGGAUGCUUACGGACUGGGUGUAUUGAUAUUCGAAGUCUUUAAUGGUCAAUUUUUGGGUGGUGAUCAAAUUGGCAAGACGACGAAUAUCCCACCUAGCAUGCAUCAAAGCUAUAAGCGGCUUUGUACAGCCAACCCUAAGCUUCGAUUGAGCCCGGCGCAUUUCGUUGAACAAGGGAAGAAGCAUGGUGGGUUCUUUCGAACUCCUCUUAUUCGGUUGACGGAGGAUAUCGAGAGUUUGGGUCUCAAAACCGAUGCUGAAAGGGAGGAAUUCAUUAAUGAACUUGAUAAUCUGUCUGAUGAUUUCCCCGAAGACUUUUUUAAGAUGAAAGUACUUCCCGAACUACUUAAAUCGGUUGAAUUUGGCGGCGGUGGACCAAAGGUUCUUGGAGCUACCUUGAAAAUUGGAUCUAAGCUUUCAGCAGAUGAGUUCAACGCGAAGUUGACACCUGUUGUUGUGCGCCUGUUUGGUAACCCUGAUCGUGCACUCCGUGUGUGUCUGUUGGACAACCUGCCUUUGAUGAUUGAUAAUCUCCCCCAGAAGGUCGUUAAUGACAAGAUCUUCCCUCAGAUGACAUCUGGUUUCACUGAUGUUGCUCCUGUGGUUCGUGAGCAGACUGUAAAGGCUGUACUUACGGUUAUCAACAAGUUGAGCGAUAGAGUGGUCAAUGGAGAGCUUCUUAAAUUCCUAGCUCGCACUGCCAAUGACGAGCAACCUGGUAUCCGUACAAAUACUACGAUUUGUCUUGGACGAAUUGCAAAGAACUUAGGUCAAGGUACUCGUUCCAAGGUUCUUAUUGCUGCUUUCUCAAGAGCCAUUCGUGACCCCUUCGUACACGGCCGUAAUGCAGGCUUGCUUGCUUUGGGUGCCACGAUUGAUGUCUUCACAGAAGAAGACUGCGCUGUGAGGAUAUUGCCCGCUAUUUGUCCUGCGUUGAUGGACAAGGAAAAACUUGUUCGAGACCAAGCAAACAAAACGCUUGAUCUUUACCUACAGCGAGUUCGAAAAGUCGCUAGCACAAUGGCAGACACUGUACUACCACCUACUGCUCCCGCGGAGGCCGAACCCAGCAAAUCCGAUGCCCGAAUUGGCACAUCAAAUGAUAAGUCCUGGGCUGGGUGGGCUAUUUCAUCAUUCACUAACAAAAUCGCAUCCGCCGAUGGAGAAAUUGAGCCUACGACCACUACUACUGCUGCCACUAAGCCUGUUGAACCCGACACUACCCGGUCUGCAUCUGUGCCCCGCCCCACUAAAUCCUCUCCUUCUACACAAUUGGAUCUGCCCAAGCAGACCCUACGCCCGAUUGCCCAGCCAUUAGGUCGUUCGCUAUCCGACCGUCCCGCCCCGACUGUGUAUGAGCCUCCAGAACAGGAGGAAGGGGACGAUGUUUUCGAUGCCUGGGAUGCUAUGGACGAAAAUGAGGACGAAGAAAAAGAUGUAGACCCUUUUACUGCAGCCGUGGCCUCCCCCAAGCCAUCAUCGCCUGAUCCCUUCACAGCUAACGCCGCCGCCACGCCUUAUGAUGAUGGCGGUGAGCCCGACUUUGCAGGGUGGUUGGCAGCCAAGAAUCAAGCUAAAGGCAAGAGCGCUUUACCGAAGGGGCUAGCCAAGUCAGCUUCGACAAAUACGGCUACUAGAGCCCCUGUUAAGCCACGCGUCGUGCCAGCCCCGAUUAAGAAGAUAGAUACGAAACCCAAGGACGAAGAUGAGGACGACGGAUGGGGAGAUGCUUGGGAUUAG